Molecule: messenger RNA, 762 nt
Organism: Phaedon cochleariae (mustard beetle)
Lineage: Eukaryota; Metazoa; Arthropoda; Insecta; Coleoptera; Chrysomelidae
Source: the annotation of a GenBank genome assembly
AUGGUUGAUAAGGAAAUCUCGAAUGAGGAUAUCUAUGCCCUAUUGCAAUCUUUAGUAUCUCAAAAUAACGAAAUCAAACAAAAAAUGAGAAAUAUCAACUCAAGAAUUGAUGUAAUAACCGUCAGAGUAAAUGGAACAAACGAGCAAGUGGAAAAACUCGAGGAAGGAAAUAGGGAGCUCAAAAGUCUAAAUGAGGGUUUGGGAAGACAGGCAAAAAAAUAUAAUAUAGUGGUCUAUGGACUCCCCAAAACGAAAAAAGAUACACUAGAGGACGUUGAAUAUCUCAUUGAGACCCUAGAUAUGCUAGUAUCUUCAGACAUUGAAGUGAGAGACGCUUUUAGAAUUGGAAAAAAAGUGGAAGGUAAAAUUCGACCAAUAGUUGCACAAUUAACCACAUACCGAAUGAAAGCUGAUAUUUUAAUUAAAUCGAAGAGGAACGACAUACUUCAGAAAAAAGGAGUUUUCAUCUCAAACGAUUAUCCCAAAAAAAUUUACCAGCAGAGAAAAUGUCUCCAUUCCAAAUUGAAAGCUGCAAAAUCUCAGGGACACACGGCACAAAUAACAAAACACAAUAGUCUACAAAUAAAUAGAAAUAUAUUCUCUUACCAAGAGUUGGUAGACGAAGAAGAAGAAAAUCAACGAGAGAUCUCAUCUGCACCAGAAACACACAAGCCAAGUGAAGCCAAACGAAAAGAUAGAGAAAAAACACCAGAAGAAGCAAGAAAAUUAAAACCGAAAAUAUCCGCAGAGAUUCGCUCCUAA